This is a messenger RNA of Maudiozyma saulgeensis, 1050 nucleotides long. Lineage: Eukaryota; Fungi; Ascomycota; Saccharomycetes; Saccharomycetales; Saccharomycetaceae. The record is from the annotation of a GenBank genome assembly.
AUGAAAGUUCCAGAAAUUACGGCUCCAUCUACAAGUAAGCUCUACUUUUUAAAGGAGGUAUAUUAUGGUUUUAGACCAAAUCCUCCACAAUUUAGACCAGAACACUAUCCCGAUUUGACAGGAAAGACAGCAAUUGUCACUGGUUGCAAUACUGGUAUAGGGAAGUAUGUUUUGGAACUAUUAUACCAAAAAAAUUGUCGCAUCAUUUGUGUGGUAAGGACUCAAGAAAAGGGGGAACAAGCUAAAAAUGAAAUUAUAACAGCUAAUCCAGAUUCUAAUGGUGCAAUUGAUAUAGUUGGUGGUUGUGACUUCCUAGAUUUUGAAAAAGUUGUAAUAGCGGGCAAAAAAAUUAGUGAAUUAUUGGAUCAAACAAGUAGUGGUGCAUUAAAUAUUGUUAUUCAUAACGCUGGAUUAACAUGGUUAGUGGCCCCAAACAGCCCUAAAUCAUCUGUACAGAAUUAUGAAGCUAUGUAUCAAACAAAUGUACUGGGCCCACAACUAUUACAGCAUUUCAUUGAUCCAUAUUUAUUAAAGGAAGAUGACAUAUCUUUGAAAAGAUUAGUAUGGGUAAGUUCUGCUGCCCAUUUCUUCACACCUGAACCUUAUGGUAUUUAUUGGGAUGAUCCAGGGUUUAAAAAUACUCCCUUGGAGCAACGUCCAAAGGGGAUGAAUUUGUAUGGUCAAUCGAAGACAUAUAAUAUUUAUCAAGCACAAGCAUGGUAUGAUAUUCACAAAGAACAAGCAGAUAAGAUCGGUUGUGUAUCUACUUCCUGUUAUCCAGGUAAUUUAAGUACUGACAUGUCGAGAGCUUGGUGGCCACCAUUUGUCACAGCUGCCAAAUUAGUUGUGUGGGAUGGUGUCUAUGGAGCUUACUCUGAAUUGUAUUGUGCUUUAUCGUCAACUUUAACUUCAAAGGAUUCCGGUUCAUAUAUUGUACCGUUCGGUGAAAUCCAUGAUCCAAGAGAAGAUGUGAAAGCAGCAUUAACUAAUGGUAUCUCAAGAGAAGUAUGGAAAUUCUGUGAGGAACAAAUCUCCGAAUACAUACCAUAG